Molecule: messenger RNA, 515 nt
Organism: Triticum dicoccoides
Lineage: Eukaryota; Viridiplantae; Streptophyta; Magnoliopsida; Poales; Poaceae
Product: LRR receptor-like serine/threonine-protein kinase FEI 1
Exons: 2
Biological process (GO): protein phosphorylation
Molecular function (GO): ATP binding; protein kinase activity
Source: RefSeq, a predicted model, not a curated record
CGGUCAAGACGGUUGAUCUGUCACGGUGCGGAUUCCCCAUUGAGAUGAAGAUACUCAACACGGUGAGGCACCGGAACAUCGUUAGGAUGGCCGGGUACUGCAUUCGAAGAAAUGUUGGCAUGAUCCUCUACGAGUACAUGCCGGAGGGGACUCUGUUCGAGCUGCUGCUUGAGAGGACGCCCCAGGUGGCUCUAGACUGGACGGCCAGGCAUAUCAUCGCCCUCGGUGCCGCGGAAGGCCUCUCAUAUCUUCACCAUGACUGUGUGCCCAUGAUUGUCCACAGGGAUGUCAAGUCGAGUAAUAUUUUGAUGGAUGCUGAGUUGGUGCCGAAGAUUACAGACUUUGGCAUGGGGAAAAUCGUCGGCGAUGAGGAUGCGGACGCGACGGUGUCGGUCGUCGUUGGCACCCUCGGCUACAUUGCUCCAGAGCAAGGCUACUCGACGAGGCUGACCGAGAAGAGCGAUGUGUACAGCUACGGGGUGGUGCUCCUCGAGCUCCUGACCAGGAAGAUGCCC